GAGCUGAUGACUCAGCUGUUUCCCUCGACAUCAAAUCAAAAGAGCGCUUUGUGUGGAAGCUGUUCAUAAUGUGUGUAGACUCAGAUUAAAGUUCCACAUCUGCUUCACCACCGGCUCCACAGAGAGCCCUGAGAUGAGCCCGGAGCUGCUGACUGUCAUCGUGGCUUCGGUGUCCUGUGUGGCGUUUAGUUUAAUGAUCCUGAUGAUGGUGGUGGUCCUGUACAGGAAAAAUCCUCUCUGCUGCAGAUUCACCCCCCCCAGGACUGAUGAGCUUCCCCAUUACCACAGCAGGCACUCUUUGAUUGGCAUCGCCCAUAAUGAGCACAGGGCUGCCAUGAACCAGGGAGCUUUUGGACAACAGCUCCCUGUAGGGCUGUUUAUUGUUGGGAAGCCAACUGACUACCACCUGAAUGGGGCUCUGCCGAGGCUGCCAUCCUAUGAGAGCGUUCGUAAGAAGGACCGUCAGAGACAGAUCCACAGUAUGAUCUCAAGGCGCUUCGGCCUCAGCGGCUGCCACGAUGAGCCUCCACCAACGUAUGAAGAAACCCUUGGCCAAUCCGUAGACGUUCCACCUGCAAAUCUAUGUUUUCCGUAUGUUCACCCAUCGGUCCCCCCCCAGGGUUACAGCUCAAACCUCAAUGAAGACACGCAAGAGCCCGGUCGAACACCCACGCCGCUCCAGGGGCCGUCUUCCUCCUACUGCCCGGCUCCAGAGCUCCAGAGCUCCAGGUUGUUUCUGUCUGUCUGAUGUGUCGUUUGACAAGUCACAGAAUGAUGAAGAGGGGCUACAGUUGUACAAGCCAAGAGAGUGACGCCUUUAGGGACAACAGAUGAGUUUCGGGAAGGGAAUGGUUGUGCUUUGAGGCAGAGCUGUUGAUGGAUCACCGUUAUUCUGCUUGGAUGUAUUCUCACGACAAAGACUCUCUGGCUGUACACUCCCCCAAGAGUGACAAUGACACAUCUCUGCAUUGUCCACUCUAUUCCCGGCAGGUUUUUCAUUGUGUUUGUCCCAGAAUGGUAUAAUGGGUGAAAGGAUUCAAAUGUUUGACGAAUGAGAGUCUUUAGAGACUGACAGUUGGCUUUUUACUUAACAUCUUUGAAUUUAACAGAUUUGACACCAAUUAAAUCCUGAAUGUCAAGUGUUUCCGUCAGACUUCUACUCUUAUAAGAGUCUAGAAAGAACAUUCAGACUAUCAGAGGAUGAUAAAGCUGUUCACCAACACCCAGGAUGAUUCAAAUCUUUCAGGAUUAAUAAUUCACAACAUGGCAGAAUGUACAGGAAAAAUGACAGACUGUUUAUAUGUAGUCACAGAAGGAACCUCGGUGCAGAAAAUGGAAACAUUAACAUUUGUAAAAAAAAAAACAACUAAAAUCCAGCCUCGGAACACAGCCUCACUCGGAAUGUUAAUAAAAUAUUUCUGCCUGUAGAAGUGUUUAAUGAAAACCAUUUCCCAUAAGCCCUAGGUUAAAAGAAAAAGAUAUGAGCCCAUUGCAGUCAGCUCAGACAUGUCUGUUAUAACAGCAGGGCAGAGAGGAGACAUUUUAGACAGCAGCAAUGGACGCUAAAUCAUAUAAGGGUUUUGUCAUCCAAUCCAAACCAACUACUUCAGAUAUGGUUAAUAAAUUGAAAACACAUACACAUGAUAAAACCCGUGAAAAAUAGCCUUCAAUCUUAAAAAAACGCGCGUCUCACGGAUUUUGUGUAUCUGUUCCUCGAAAGCUAUAGCCGUUUCAGAGACAGCAAUACUUUUAGCUAACUGCUAAGAUAAGCAUGCUUACAAGCUCAAAAUGCCUUAACAAUGUGAGGUUUAGUAGGUAUAGUCUGGCUACCAUUUUCACCAGUUAUUCGCAUGCUAAUAAGCACUUAACACAAAGAGCCUCUGAGGCUCAUCAGAAUGGCAUUUGCUCAUGAACAGAGGUAUUGGACAAAUUUCAAUUUUGACCCGUAUUAUGGCGCUAGAUAAAAAGUUGCCAAAAUGAUUUCAGUUAGUCUUGCUGUGUAAAUAAAUAUCUGUACCAAAUUUUAUGGCAAUAGAUCAAGUAAUUGUUGCGAGAUUUCACUUAACACCCUAAGGGUCCACAUCAUUGUGGAGUUGGAGGAAAAAGAUCAGGGAUCCAUUAAAAUCAGUAGGAUUCAUCAUCUGGGAACCAUGAAUAUCUGUACCAAAUGCCGUUGAGAUAUUAAGAAAAAAAAACUGUCGACCUGCUGUUGGAGCUAGAGGAAAAGUCAAUGGAUCGCGAAAGUCACUAGGCUUCACGCUCUGAGGACCAUGAAUGUAUGUGCAAAAGUUCAUGCUAAUCCAUCUAACAGUUGUUGAGAUAUUUCAGUGGUUGACACACAUUUACAGACUGUUAAAGUAAAACAAUUGCCUGAACUAAGCUAAUAAAAAUCAAAAGGUUGCACUCUCAUAGAGGUCUCCUCUAUACCAAGCCUUGCUUACACAGUAACUGUGUUUGGCCUGCACUCAUCACCAAUGACUGCCACUUUGAGUUUAAGAGGUAAAGCACGACAGCAUGGUUACUCUUUAACCCCGAUCAAACACUGACCACAGAAAACACAAAAGCGACCACUGGGUGAAGUACACUGCACGUUGUUGUUUGUGUGUCCACUGAGGUCGAACUGCACUGAUACCGGCUGAACUGAGAACCAAGAAGUGCAGAUCUCGCACAAUAGCUGGUAGCUAUUCAGUAACUUUCACGACUCAUUCUGUUCUUUUUGAAAAGGAGGGGAGAAAAAAAGCAGCAUAGCAGACUUCAAAUAAUCCAACUGCUUACACUCGUUGUUUAUGGGAAUAUCGCUCAGUUUCAUUUUGGUAUAUUAAACAGUGAUUUACCCUCCAAAUAGAACGCCAUGUCUGCAUACUCAUCGCAUUCAUCACUCUGCUUCAUGACAGCGUUCCCACUCCCAUGUAGUGUACCAGGCGUUACCCACACUCCCCCUGCAUACCACAAGCCGCUGAACUACAACAGUUCCCAUUUUUCUCUUAAAUCCUGUUCAAAGUGUUUUUACAGAAAUGCUGACAAAAUAUUUCACUGAUAAGCUCGUACCAAUCACAACAAAUCUCAUACAGGGGUUGUUCAAUAAGGACCACAGCCCAAUGGAGACUAGUAAUCAUCAAAGGUUUCCUUUUAGCCAAGUCACAGAGUAAUCAUAAUCCUUUGAAGGUAUCAUUCUUAAGGUUGCUUAUUUUUUCCUGUAACUUCCAAUAUAUGAAGACACUGACCAGAUAUGUGAAUGUAGACCCAGUGAAUCAAGCUAAACAUAAAGUAAUGAAGUAGUGAUUGUACUCCAUCUUGUGGGCAGUUUUAGUAAUGAACCUUUCCAACAUUAUUUUUCUCCCCAUGUGACACUUGUUAACUCAGCUUCUCUGUAACAAGAAAUAUCUGUGAAUCAAUAUGCAACAAUCAAUGUAAUCCUCAGUGUUGAACCUUUAAUAUUUUAAACACUCAUUUAUCAAAAUGUGCUUAAAAAAGGAUUGUGGGAAUGUGCUUGGUUAAAUCUGAUUGAUCUCCUGGGGCACCUGAGGCUUGUGGGGGGAAAUCAAUGUCAUAAAAAAAUACAUAAAAAUCUAAUUUCUAAUCUAAUGUCCUGUCAGUAAUUUUAAACUCUACAUUCAUCAGUGUGUCCCAUGUCAUCUUCUGUCAAUAAUGCGUGUAAUGGGAUUGAUUGGGACGUGUGGACAGGGUGUUUUGAUGCAGGAAUAAUACAUUGUUUUGUGCUUCUGUGUCUCUAUUGUGUGAAUUAUGGCGUCCAAUGGGGUGAGUCUCACACCACCUGAAAGCUUGUUCAGUUCAGCAAGCUCCGUCUUUAUCUAUGCUCAUCGAUUAAGCAGAGAAAGUAACAACUACAGAAAAAGCUCAUGUAAAUUACAUUAUGGUUCGUGUGGGAUCCCAUUGCUCACAGUUGGCCCAUUAAAGCUCUGGGUAGGUAACACAGGAGAUACAAGUUAGAGUUAGCUAGUAUCCAACCCCAAAAACCCAGCCCAGUGUUGUUUACUAAUGAAAUGACACCGACAGCCAGCCCCUUCAGGCCUUGUUCCGAAGCCACUCCCCCAAAAUGUAAUGAGCUCUAAUGGCUUAUGGCUCUAAUGAAAUGACUGGACGGGCUUAUUGCAGUCCUGCAACAGCCACAGAUACUGGCUUUUUUUUGUCAGAGCAUUUGAUGUAUUGAUUGGUUGGUUGUCAGGCUGUAAAAUACAAUUUCAAAGAAUUUAACUAAAAUGUUUUUUUAAAUACAUUUAAUGGGA
Messenger RNA from Anoplopoma fimbria (sablefish), 4247 nucleotides. RefSeq lists its product as uncharacterized. The coding region runs from base 134 to 748 and encodes 204 amino acids. Lineage: Eukaryota; Metazoa; Chordata; Actinopteri; Perciformes; Anoplopomatidae. The transcript is spliced from 5 exons. The record is from RefSeq and is a predicted model, not a curated record.